Pyricularia pennisetigena is the source of this 3741-nucleotide messenger RNA. RefSeq lists its product as uncharacterized. Gene Ontology annotation, cellular component: nucleus. Gene Ontology annotation, molecular function: RNA binding; poly(A) RNA polymerase activity. NCBI's taxonomy places the organism in Eukaryota, Fungi, Ascomycota, Sordariomycetes, Magnaporthales, Pyriculariaceae. Bases 1 to 3741 code for a protein of 1246 amino acids. The transcript has a single exon. The record is from RefSeq and is a predicted model, not a curated record.
AUGGAGGGCCCUCAAACCCAAGCCCGAGUGGCUUCACAUGUUAUCACCACUACCACCUCGCACGACACAGCUCUCUGCAUCGUGCCUCCAAGGCAGCUAUGGCCCAGGAUCGACCGGCUCAGAUCCCUAUACGACGACGCCUUUGGGAAAUGGCCACCUCACAUAAACCUAGUCUAUCCCUUCGUUCAAGUGGCAAGCCUCGACCACGCCGUGGUUGCGAUAGCAUCUGAGCUCGAGGCAAGGUUACGCACGCAGUGGUAUGACGAAUGCAAUCCAUCCGUCAGACUGGACUCGUCCGGCGUCUUCCCCCACAGAAAACACAACACCAUCUACCGCAAAGAUGGCGACGAGACGCGCGUUGAGAGGUUGAGGGCUCUGAGGAAAGCAGUAUCGAGUGCCCUUGGCCACCAGAGCUCAGGUGACAACGAAUACCGACCACACCUUACAGUGGCGCAGUCAUCAGAUGCAAAGGACACCCAGCACAAGUCGAGACUUGGCAAGGUAGACCUUUUGCCAACAUUAGAGUGGCAGGUGGAUACGUUGCACGUGUUGGUAAGGGUUCAGGGCGUCCAAGGCACCGUCAUGAAGUCCUGGGGAACCAUCGACCUACGGACCGGCUCGCUCUCUAGGCAUGAUCACUUGAUGAGCUUCUACGAAGAUUCCAUGUUCGUGACCCAGCCCGAAGACACGGCCUACAAGACCGGGUAUCCUCGGAAGGAAACCAUGCCCUGUCACACCUUUGACGAAUACACCAAACGCUGGACUCCGCUGUCAAAGACUCCUUCUUCCCGAAAGCUGAUGCAGAGCAAGCUUCGAGUAGCUAGCUACAACGUCCUGGCCGAGUUUGACUUUCCACCAUCACAAGAACGGUACCCCGUCUUGGUCAACACCAUCUUAUCCCAGAAUGCGCUUGCAGAUGUUCUCGUCUUGCAGGAGGUUACGGACAACUUUCUCUGUUAUUUGCUGGCCAACGAGGACGUUCAUACUUUGUACCGUUACGUAUCGCACGCACCGCCCAAUCAGGACGACAUCGAGCCUCUCCCUAGCCACCUGAACAUCGUCGUUCUGAGCACGAUGGCUUUUGACUGGGAAUGGGUACAGUUUCCUCGAGAUCAUAAGGGAUCUGUGGUGGCCAGAUUCCGAGACUUUGGCCGCUGGGAGGAUGCACAGUCUGUGCCCCUGGUUCUUGCAUCGGUACACCUGACGCAUGGCCUGAGCGACCAGGCCGUGACGACAAGGACGGCAGAAGUCGAACGGCUGUUGAGACACUUGAUCCAGACCUACAAAGGCCAUCCUUGGAUAGUUGCUGGAGAUUUCAACACUACGACCUCCUCCCUGACCAUCAAAGAGGCUCUCAAGGCCGGGCACAUAUCGCAACAGUCGGUAAAAGAAAUCUCAAGGUUCAACGAUUUGUUGGAACAGGAGGGACUGGCCGAUACAUGGGGUUCUCCCGAGGCAGGUAACUCUAGUAACGAGUUCUCUGCAGAUACGCUGUGCGCCGGCGAGGACGGCGCUACGUACGACCCGCUGAACAACAUGCUUGCCUUCAAGAUUAGGGACACCGGUCCUGGAGACCGACCACAGAGAUACGACAAGAUUCUGCUCAGGGGUGAGGCAACCCUCAAGAGCGCAGGCUUCAACAGGUUUGGCUUUCCCGCAGAACACGAAACGACCGAUGAGACCUCCUACGGCAGUGACCACUGGGGCAUUAGAGCCGUGCUGCAGCUUUCGAACGCAGCGACCAACGCCGCAGCGAUAUCCACGGAUGUUAGCCCCUUGGUUGUCCCAGUUGAAUUGGUGAGAGCACCCGAGCCAAUGCAAGACCCUCAACUGCUGAAGGGUAUACUCGAGAGUAUGGGGGCCAUUCCAGCGGCAGAAGAGGGCACUCGUCGUCAAGCCGCCUUUGACGCACUAAGGCAGGUCGUUACAGAAAAUCUUAUCGAAGGAAUCAGUGAUGCUUCCGAACAUGAUCGUUUGAGAUCAUCACUGAUCAUGGUACCGGUAGGCUCCUGGGGCCUAGGUGUUUCCACCUCGUCAUCUGAUAUCGACUGUCUCUGCAUUGGGCCCUUGAGUUCCAGCACGUUCUUUGCACUGACGACACAGAGGAUCAAAAAGGCAUCUGCGGAGUCGGCACUGGAACUCAAGCUCUUACGCAGAGUGCGGGCUAACUCGGGCGUCAUGCUGGAGCUAGAAGUCAUGGGUAUCAGGAUGGACUUGCAAUACUGCGCAGCCACAGCGGUUGCAGAACAGUGGCCAGCUGUCCUGAAGCUACCUGCCAACGACCCGAUUUUUGCACUUCCGGCUCAGACCCUGGGAAAGCUCAAGGCCCUGCGUGACCUGGAUUACCUCCGCGAGACCAUCCCCGACUUGUCCAAGUUUCGUGUUGCUCAUCGGGCCAUCAAGACCUGGGCGCAAUCCAGGGGUAUCUACUCAGCCAAGUUUGGCUACCUGGGCGGCAUACAGAUCUCCAUCCUGCUGGCACGGGUUUGCAAGCUGCUGGCUCGUGAUUACGGCCAGGAUCUUUCAGUCCCUGACAUCCUGUGCUCUUUCUUUUCCCAUUAUGCAUCGUUCGACUGGAGGAACAAGAUUGCGUUCGAUCCCUUCUUCCACACAAAACUCAACUACUUGCGUUCGGCCCGCGAGCCCCUCGCAAUUCUCGGCUUUUUCCCUCCGGCACUCAACACCACCCUGGCUGCGACGGUCCCGUCAAUGAAUGCCAUUGCGCGAGAGCUGUCCAAGGCAGACGAAUUUCUCAAGGAGGACGGUAUGACAUGGGAUACCUUCCUCAGGGGUUGUCCAGCAGUAGUGGACAAGAGACAGCGUUUGGUCGGCGGCGCAGCCGACUUUGUACGCUCGUACAAGUCUUUUGUAAAGAUUGAGCUGCAAUACUGGGGCAUUUCGCUUUCCAAGGGCUCGCAAUUUGUCGGAUGGUUGGAAUCUCGAUGCCCGCUACUUCUCGUUGACAUGUCGCGCCGGCUGCCACAGCUUAAAUUUCGAAUCUGGCCACAGCGGUUUGUUGAGCAACUCGAUGUCGACGCAGGAGAGCCAGAGGCCGGUAAUGAAGAGGAUGACCAAGGGGAGACGCGCGAAUAUCAAGGCUUCUACCUCAUCGGGCUCGAAGAGGACAGCAGGACCACAGACCAAGACACGAGGCUCACGGCUGGCACCAUGCAGACGAUUCUCCAACGCUUUGAAGACAUCAUUCGUAAGGACGAGAAGUACUUUGAUGCCAAGAGUCAGUGGUUGAGCACAUCCGUGAUCCAAGGCGCGGAUUUGGGUGAAUUGACGCUUGAUGAACGAAGCUGGGGCAACUACACAGCCGGCGAUGAGGACGAGGACGAGGACCAGGACGAGGAAGAGGAAGCCGAGGAUAGUGCCAGCGACACACAUGAGUCGGGGCAACGGCCUCAGAGGCAAAAGAAGGGAAAGAAGGGCAAGAGUACCAAGGAGCCAAACCGCGUGGUCCCCAUUGCAAAAUCCGGCGCCAAGUUCCGGACUGCGGCGGAUGUCAUCAGUCGACUGCGUUGGGACCCUGCGUUGGACAGCAGCGAUUAUGUGGUGGGAUAUGAGGAUAGGUUCAAAGGCGCGAUGGAGAAGGCGCUGGAUGCUUGGAAGGGCGAGCAGACUGACGAGGAGUUCAUCCCGCAGCAUCGCAUCCUGUACUUCAAACGGAAGAAAGACGGCAUGGUGGUAUGGGAGAGGCGGACACGCAAGGAUCUGCUGUUUGGCAGUGGCUGCUAG